Messenger RNA from Alternaria postmessia, 1296 nucleotides. RefSeq lists its product as uncharacterized. Gene Ontology annotation, biological process: cellular response to ionizing radiation; DNA repair; mitotic intra-S DNA damage checkpoint signaling. The record is from RefSeq and is a predicted model, not a curated record. The transcript has 2 exons. Gene Ontology annotation, cellular component: checkpoint clamp complex. Lineage: Eukaryota; Fungi; Ascomycota; Dothideomycetes; Pleosporales; Pleosporaceae. Bases 1 to 1296 code for a protein of 431 amino acids.
AUGGUUACCCUCAACUUCACCCUAACACCGGAGGCCGCGUCUAAGAUUCAUGACCUGCUCGUGUGCCUAGGCAAGUUCAGCGAGACCGUGGCAAUCGAAGCGCGUCGCGAAAAGUUCACAUUUACCGCUCUCAACUCUUCGAAAUCCGCCUACGGCGCCAUUACGCUAGAUGGCCGGCAAUUUUUCGCCAACUACAAGUGCGUGCCAACCCAUGGCGGACCUGACGGCCGCUUUACCUGCAGCAUGUACACAAAAGCACUCUUGUUCGUCUUCAAAAGCCGUUUGUAUGACCCACUGGGGCGCGACGGCGCAAUCGAUCGCUGUGAAGUUAGCGUGCAAGAGCGGGAGAACGAGACACAAUGUCGAUUCAUCGUCAAGAUGGUGUGCAACCAGGGCGUCAUCAAGACCUACAAACUCACGUAUGAAGCUGUCGACAUUAUGCACGCGCUGUUUGAUCGCAGUAUAGCGAGAAACAGGUGGAACAUGAAUGCCGGCGCUAUGAAGGAAUAUGUUGAGUACUUUGGUACCAAAACUGAAAUGCUCGAUAUUUUUACUAGUGGAGACGGCCGCUGCAUCUUUAAGAGCUACACAGAAAAGAUCUCGAAUGGGAAGGAGAUCUUAAAGCAUCCACUUGUCACUGCUGUCGCGGUCCACACAUCCGAUUUUGAACGAUUCACUGUGCAACCGGGCAUGCAUAUCAUUAUCAGCGUCAAAGACUUCAAAGCGAUCGUUGUUCAUGCAGACACACUGAAGACAAGCUUGAGGGCUUUUUACUCUCAAGCAACGCGACCGCUACAGUUCAGCUAUGGGUGCGAUGGGUUGCUUUGUGAGUUCACGCUAAUGACUUCGGGCGACUACAACGGAGCUCCGCCAACACCUGCGCCGCAAGCGAUGAGCAGCAGAAAAACAUCCCGCACUGCAUCAACGAACACAUCAGAACGCGGACAGGGUCGUGGCUUCCGAUCUGACAUGCCUCCGCCUAUGCAACCAGCAUCACGACGCGAUGGGUCCGGCCGACUACGGAAUCCAGGAUCCCGCCAAGCCUCCACAGCGCAAGCACAGCCUGCCCGUCAGGAUUCUGACAGCCUGUUCGUUCCGGAGGACGAAGAUGCAGCGUGGGCACCUCUUGACUAUGAUAAAGAAGAGACGUUAGGCUGGGAUGCGAGUGCCAACCACGACGCAUCGGCUUUCCCAACAUUUACAGACAGCGGCGGUGUGCCAAGGACAAACACAACGGAUAACAGCGAGGUUUUUGAGCCUACCCAGCGUGUAUCCCAAAUCAAGGGACUGUGGUAG